UUAAAGAACUCUUGUUUUCUUCUGUUUUGUCUUUAAAAAUGAUCAUCAUUAACAAUAUUAAAUACGCUUGUCAAAAAUGUAUCAAGGGACAUCGAUCUUCACGCUGUGAACAUACAGAAAGACACUUAAUGGUAGUCAGAAGAAAAGGCAGACCUGUGAGUCAAUGCGAAGCAUGCCGAGAAUUACGCAAAGUAAGGCAAAUUCAUCAAAAAUGUCACUGUUCAAACAAGAGAAAUGCACCUUAUAUCAUGUCGAUUGAAGCACUUUUAAUACCCUUUUUUAAUAAUUAAAAAAAAAAAAAAAGAAAAAGCCUCACUUUUUAUGAUGUAGCAUCCAUG
Gilbertella persicaria is the source of this 338-nucleotide messenger RNA. Its product is annotated as copper fist DNA binding domain-containing protein. Lineage: Eukaryota; Fungi; Mucoromycota; Mucoromycetes; Mucorales; Choanephoraceae. Gene Ontology annotation, biological process: intracellular iron ion homeostasis; positive regulation of transcription by RNA polymerase II; intracellular copper ion homeostasis. The record is from RefSeq and is a predicted model, not a curated record. Gene Ontology annotation, molecular function: copper ion binding; DNA-binding transcription factor activity, RNA polymerase II-specific; RNA polymerase II cis-regulatory region sequence-specific DNA binding. Gene Ontology annotation, cellular component: nucleus. The transcript has 3 exons. Bases 39 to 290 code for a protein of 83 amino acids.